Dermacentor albipictus is the source of this 3628-nucleotide messenger RNA. RefSeq lists its product as uncharacterized. The record is from RefSeq and is a predicted model, not a curated record. Lineage: Eukaryota; Metazoa; Arthropoda; Arachnida; Ixodida; Ixodidae.
UCCUGCCGCGCUUUAGCGACGUCUCGCAGGCCGCACGAGGAGGGGAGACUAUACGACGUGGGCGCGCCAAGAAGAGGAAGACGACGACGCACGAUCGCGGUUCUCCAUAAGCGCGCGUGCGGCUUCCCCCCCGCACGAAGGAUUACGACUACGUUGCCGGCAUCGGCUUCCUCCGCGGAGCUCCUCGCGUACGCUACAGGAUCCGGCGGCCGGUUUUUACGGGGCGCUGCAUAAGUGCGCGGACUUGUUGCCUUUUCUUGAUUUUUUUUUUUUGGACACGGCGGCGAGUUUGUGCGAGCAGGCGGGAGGCGAACGUGUGCGGUACAACUCGGAGGACAGUGAACUCGGCGGAAAAAAAAAAAGAAACAUUUUCAGCCGCGAUUCGGCAGUUCCUGCUGUCCAGCUUCGGAGAGCGACCUGCUACGUGAGCCCGAUCGAAGUGCUUCGCGAGGGACUGCGUCCCGCGCUAUUACAGGCCGAUUCGUGUCCUACGUUUAUCGCGGAAUCGACGGCGACUUCGCUCCGAGAGGUCGGUGAAGACAUAGCGGCCAGGGCGUGUUUGUGAACAACACGACGAGAUAGCUACUUUGCAUCGCGUUUCUACAGGAAGACAACUCGUGGCAGAGAGGCGAGUUCUUUUACGCAACGCUGGGAAUCUGUGCAUCUUUGUCCCAAGACUGAAAGCGAUAUUUCCACGAAGAAGCAGGCAAAGUGUUGGCAAGAGCUUCGUCGUUCAGCAUUUCCUGUUCAGUCGUCGCCGGAUUGCAAAGGAUGCAGUAUUUCUAACAACUCGAUCAAACUGACACUGGGAUCGGCACUUUUGAUCACUCUUCCGCCGAAGCUACGGUGCUGCUACAACUCCCCAAGCAGCUGAGGCAGACUCUGGACCAUUCGGUAUCGUCAAAGUCUUUGCAGAAGCCCAGUACACCGAAUCAAGCUGAACCGCGUUGGCCUCAAGACGGUGACCAUCGUGUGACGUUAUGCAUGACGCUAGUCAUUCUGUAAGCAUACGUGUCAGUACGAUCGAGUCAUCGACGGUUGUAUUAUACGGCGCAGAAGGGACAAGGAAGACACCGAGCGGAAGAGAUCUUGAAACUUCGUGACUGUCGGAGACGAACUGACUUUCAGAGGUUUCGCGAACCAGGAGGUAUCCCCGCGACUACAUCGUCGACGAAUCUUCGAAUGUGCAUACGCCAUAGUAGAGCCAUCUGUUUUUCAUCGAACUGACAAGAAGCGGCGGGCGCCAAGCGUUCUCAACUGUGCGUUCCAGCACAAGACGCCGCUUCCGGGCCGAGCUUAGACGCCAGGAUCAAGAUUAGCAUCCUCCUCGGGUGACAAUACACGCACGCGGAAGCCAUGAGCGCGCCAAGCAUCUCAACCAGCUCCCCGAUCGCGUCGUCCCUGCUGCCGCCUCUGCUGCUGCUGCUGUGGCACUUGCACGGGACCACGUGCAUGACCGUCGGCGAGCCGAUGUCGACGGGAAGCGAACGCAGCGGCGAGCACGUUCGGCACGGUUCGCAGGAGCCGCAGCCCGUGAUACAGUGGCUCGAGUACGUCACCAGCGCGUACGAGAUCGAACAGCCCCCGCCGUUCGUGGUCACCAACACGACCAAGAUGACGCUGUCUCGCGCCGUGAAAUCGGUGAACCCGUUCCUACUGGUCGCUCUGGUGGUCACCGCGCUGCUGGUCCUGCUCCUGGGCUUCGCCUACGUGACGCGCAAGAGCGACACCGAGGACCCGCUCUCCCCCGCUGGCAGGCAGCAGCAGCGAGACGCCAGCGCCGCGUCGCGCCAGAACGGCGCGUUCGAGCAGGACGCCGAAGGCACGGACGCGUGCCCCGCGCAGCCUCCGUCGUACGAUGACGUCGUCAAGGUCCCGUGGACCAUUUGGGCCGCGACGCAGCAGGGCGUCUUCACGCAGGGCACGGGCGCCACGCCGCCGCCUUCGUACGAAGACGCGCGAAGGACCUUCCCGUUCCCCGAGUGCGCGCAGUGAUGACGUCACGACGCGGUCGGAUCUGACUUAACGGAAGUCGUCGGCUCUCGCCUGCGACGACGCCGCUAUGACGUCUCCACUCGAGUAGGAAACGCUGCUAUGACGUCACUCACAACUCCCGGCGUAUGUGACCGAAGGAAGUCGCUCACUCUCUCCGCCAAGACGCUCGUAGGAUGCUUCCGCUCUUUGUGACGUCAAGGCACUGACGGAUGUGACGCAACGGAAAUGUCUCCACGCCCUAUUCCUCUGCAAGAACGACAGGAUGACGUUUCUGCUUGUGGAGCGCACCCAGUUUCGACGUCAUGGUACGGAAGGAUGCGGCGUUGCAAAACUUUUUUCAUUCUCAAAGCGACGGCGCUAGGAGAUUGUGUUCCUUUAAGGAGAUGGCCACGACACGUGCUGAAGUGUCUUAACGGAAACGCCGAGUAGAUUCAGCAGUUAUCGUUUACGUAACAAUAGGCGGCGACGUGCCAAAAUUACCUCCUCGUGCCAAAAAAAAGUCACCCUGCUUGCCAGAUCAUGGAAACGUCCGCGCUCGACAGCUACGUUAAGGUGGACGAGUCUGCGCGACGUUGCUACUCGAGUGUGUACCUGCUCUUAGAGUCUCUUGAAGAGAACCAGCGUGCUUAGGAAAUGCUCCUUAAGACAAAUGUGUGAUAGGAAAGAACGUGUGUUGUUCGUCGUGUUUCAGCACCUGGACGUACGCGAGGUGCGAUACCUUCUACCAGGAAGACAAACUCUCACUAAAGCUAGGACAUCUAAACGAGCGUGUUCAAUACUGGUGAUGUCGAACGCCAGAGUACGUGGGAUCCAAUACGUGUCCGUGAGAAGAACGCGUGCACCUGCAAGGCCCGAGUUGCCGAGGACCGCCGAUACAGCUUUGUCAGUCAGACCAUAAAUGUGUACUUUUUUUUUCCCCCGCAGCUGUAUAAUGAAGUACAAGAGUCUCACUUAUGCAAGCCGUGUCGGUCGCCUCAGCAAGCUACCACUUGUCGAAUAAGCGCCGUAGUGCUUGCCAAGGAAAUGUUUGAAAGGCUUCACGCGCAAGAAAGUACACGAUGCCUUGCGGUGAAAACAGCUUUGGCGAACGUGCAGUGCGUCGCGCGGGGCAGCGGACAACUGUUGUCGAGUAACGUGAGAUGUGAUCGUCGUCGUCGUUUUUGAACGUUAUUCAGUGCACAUACCACGUGACCACCUAGUCUCACGAACCAUGUGUACGACCAACGAGCGGCACCUCAGGUUGCUCGUCGAUCGUCCCGAUGGAAGCUCGUCUUUCUAUCCCACGAGAACCGUGGCUGAUGUUUGUUUUUUUUUAUAUGUGGACGCCUAGUCGACUAUUCCGUGUCUCAGAUUGGUGCGCGGCCGGUCCAACGGUUACUAGGCAGUGCCAAUAAUUUAUAGGAUACUGUGACAAGCAAAUCAAGUGACUGCUGUCCCUUUCUGUAAAGAAGCACCACAAGGGCCAGUGCAGAGAUACUGCUUCCUAAAGUGUGCUACAUCAGAGAAAAAAAAAGUGUGUGAAUCUGCCAUGGAUCAUCUCAUCAAAUCGUGCCAAGGACUCUGCGAAAGCAUUCAUCUGGUUCCGCAUCAGAGGUUCAAACAGGUCAAUAAAUUCACGAAGAAAGCUGCCUUU